This is a messenger RNA of Branchiostoma floridae (Florida lancelet), 1114 nucleotides long. Its product is annotated as protein-glutamine gamma-glutamyltransferase K-like. Gene Ontology annotation, biological process: peptide cross-linking. Bases 57 to 1082 code for a protein of 341 amino acids. The record is from RefSeq and is a predicted model, not a curated record. The transcript has 9 exons. Gene Ontology annotation, molecular function: protein-glutamine gamma-glutamyltransferase activity. NCBI's taxonomy places the organism in Eukaryota, Metazoa, Chordata, Leptocardii, Amphioxiformes, Branchiostomatidae.
AGAGCCGCCCUCUUUUUCAUUGCAACUCCUGCACAAGUCUGAAGAAGAAUAGCACCAUGCCAAUGCUGGUAGAGAAACCUCAGUCUGCUGAUGACGACGCAACUGGCGCUGAUGGCCCACUGCGCGUGACGGAGAUAACCUUCCUUAAGGAGGAGAAUGGACCUGCGCAUCACACGGACGAGUUCGUGGAGAACUGCAUUGUCAGACGUGGGCAGCCGUUCAGCGCGGACCUGGUGUUUGACAAGGAUUUCAACAAAGAGAACGACAAGCUGGUGAUCGAGCUCCGAUAUGGCGUCAACCCUCUGCCGAACAAGGGCACGCUGUUACGGCUUCUUGUUGGAAACAACCUCAAGGAAGGAGAGUGGAGCGCCGCAGUGGAGAAGGCAGAAGGCCAGAACGUUAAGGUGCGCAUCACGUCGCCUGCUGACGCCAUCAUCGGCAGGUAUGUCGUGGUCGCCGAGACGACGUCAAAUGGCAAGAAGUGGCGCAGUGCACGGACAAUCAUCAGCUACUUCGUCGUCCUCUUCAACCCGUGGUGCAAAGACGAUCGGACGUACCUUCCUGAUGACGCCAAGCUGGAGGAAUACGUGCUGAACGAACAUGGGUACCAGUACUUCGGGGGCAAGGACAACAUUAGCAAGCGACCGUGGAACUUCGGACAGUUUGAGCCGGGGAUCCUCGAGGUGUGUCUGUGGCUGCUGUACAGGUCGGGACUCACAGUCAACUCCAAGAGGACUGCGGUGUGGGUCAGCAGGGCCAUGUCGAAAAUGGUUAACAGUAAUGACGACAAGGGGGUCUUGGUAGGAAAGCCGUUUGGACCCUAUUUAGAUGGGACAGCUCCAGUCGCCUGGAACGGGAGUGUGGAGAUCCUUCUGCAGUGGUUCCAGGAGCGACAGCCGGUGAAGUACGCGGAGUGCCUAACCUUCUCCGGCGUUAUGACUACAGUACUCCGGUGCUUGGGCAUCCCGGCCCGGAGCAUCACCAAUUUCAAUUCGGGGGUUGACGUGGACUAUUCAAUGACUAUCGACAGCUACUUGGACGACCAAGGCGUGCCCAAACCGUCUAGCGACUUCUUCUGGUAAGGCAUUCUUGUUGGUGAUCGUUUCUGUCACAG